Striga asiatica is the source of this 1581-nucleotide messenger RNA. NCBI's taxonomy places the organism in Eukaryota, Viridiplantae, Streptophyta, Magnoliopsida, Lamiales, Orobanchaceae. The record is from the annotation of a GenBank genome assembly.
AUGAAGUUCAAAGCUUUCAUCUUCAUUGCCUUUGCUCUGGUUUGCUCUGUUCUUGCCCGGGAACUAGCUCAAAAUGACAUAAAAGAUGAUGAGCCGGUAAAGCAUACCACCACUUUUGGUGGUUUUGGUACCGGCGGGCUCCCGUGGUACCCUGCUUUUCCGAUGCCCAACCCUGGCGGUGGUGGCGAGGCGGAGGGCGGUGGAGCUGCCGGCGGCGCGAGUCGCAUGGGUACAGUCAUAAGGGUGGGGGCUAUUUCGCCUGCACGUGCUGCGGAACCUUUGCAGAGGGCAAAGCCUACAAAGAAGCUCAAGCCAAUGCGGAACACAAUAGUUAGUGUUCUGAUUGAUCGAAGUUCGUAUCGGAUUGCUUGUGGGUUCAAAUUGAACCGAAAAGCUAAUACUAUCCCAAAGUUUGCAAGGAAUCGCGGCGACGGCGACACUAACGUUCGUGGCGGCAGUGACACUAACGUAAUUUGCAGCCGCGGCGGUGGAGAAGAGGAUUUGGCGAGCCUUCGGCAUCUGCAUGAUCAAGAAGUGGAUGGAGAAGAAAUCUGGCAAGAAGAUCGCCGGGGAUCUGCCCUUGUUGAUGAAGAAGCCCCGGAGAUCGAGUCGGAUGCCGAUACGUGGCAAGAUGCUCAUAUGGAGGUUAGGUACACGGAUGUGGACUAUUUUGUGUUUUCUGAUGCUGCUGCCUUAAUGGCAAACGGAAAAUCACCUUACCAAAGAUCAACAUAUCGAUAUUCGCCGCUUAUUGCUUUUCUUCUCAUACCUAAUUCAUUUCUACAUCAUUCGUGGGGAAAAUUUCUUUUCUCAGCAUCAGAUCGUUUCUUGCAGGCUGCAUUCUGGUAUGGGCUUGUUGUCCACAUGAGAAUAUAUCCAAUAAUAUACGCAAUUCCUAUCAUCUUAGUUCUCGAUCCCCUUCAUUUUCGACCUGUCCAGCUUAUUUUGAUUUUCCGCUUCGCGCUCGACUUGCCUUUCUGUUUCUUUCUGCAGACACUAGCAUUCGUAGCAUUUAACAAGGUCAUAACAGCACAAUACUUUGUAUGGUUUUUCUGUCUAUUGCCUCUAAUACUGCCAUGGAGCAAUAUGAAGCUUAAAUGGAGAGGCCUGGCUUGCUUGUCUUUGUGGAUUGGAGCUCAAACCCAUUGGCUGAUGUGGGGUUACCUGCUCGAAUUCAGGGGCAAGAACGUCUUUUUGCAGCUAUGGCUGGCGAGUUUGUUAUUCUUGGCAGCUAAUACUUUUGUUAUUGUCAGUGUUAUCGGUAGCCAUCUAUACUGCCCUCUGUUCAACCCGGUUGCAAGAAGCAGAUCCAAUUGAAUCCACGAAAUCCGACUAGCUUAGUUUGUCUAAAAUGAUAUUCUGAAUCUGAAGUUUAGAGCUGCAAUUUUUGAAGGUUGAUUCUGGAAAUUAGAUGGGGUAUUUGAAGAUAUGUUUUGUUUGUGGUCUGCUUGUUUGUUAUCAUUGAUUAAAUUGAAUCCCUGGUAAACUACUCAAUACAUUUUCUAGUGCUAUAGCCUAUAUGUAUAAUUCAUAAUAACAUUCUUUUUACUUCAAACCAACCAAGUAUUCGUUAUAUAAGCU